AACAUCCUGAAUUUGACAGUCAUGCACUGUCUGCCACAGUGACUGUCAUUGUCGGUAAAAAGAUAUAUUUGUUUAUUUAUUAAUUAAAAGUGUUAAAUUUAAUGAAAUGGAUAACAUCGGAAUAAAAAAUGAAUUCUUUCCGCACUACGGCACUAUAUCUUAUUGCCACGCAUGUUUAAGCUCAGACAGAGUUCUUUCAACUGUGACCGAUGUCGAUAUCUAUUGCAAAAUCUUGGAUACUCAGAAUAUGAUGCUUCCAAAUGAACUAUUCUUAUGCUGGGAAUGUAUAGCAAUUCUAAAGAAAAUAAAGAUGUUCAAACAGAAAGUUGUAGAAGCCCAAAGGAUUCUUCAAUUUUAUUACACUAAUAAACAGGACCCCAUUCCUAACUCUCUUUCAAAUCUUACCCCUCACACCACCAACCACCAGAUAUGUUUAAUAUAUGAAGAGAAUGAAACAAAAGCUAUCAAAGAAGAGAUUGACAUUUACAAUGACUUUGAUAACUUUGACAAUGACAAUAUUAAAGAUGAACAUGAGCCCAACGAACCUAAUGUCAUGGUAUUGGAUAAUAUUGAUGUUACGGAAACCAUUCCGGUAACAUCAAAUGAUUGGAAAGAAUUUAACAUGAAAAGAAUAAUGAAUAGGAAAGCAAAGUAUAGAUUUUUGAAUGCUAAACUCAGGAAACAUAGAAAGUUGUUAGUCAGGAAGAUACCAAUAGAGCUUGGUGCAGUUUUGACUGGCUUGGAAGAGGAAAGGUGCAAUGUUUUGUUUUUAAAGGAGGAGUAUAAAUGUGUGAGUUGUGUGGUAACGUGGCAUGAUGAAGAUGGGUUGGCUAAACAUCAGAAGAAGUAUCAUGAUGAGGCAAUUGGACCAUACCAAUGCAAAAUAUGCCAGACCCGCUGCCCAUCUCAGGACAAGCUUCAAGUGCACCGGAUGAAGCACUAUUACCAAAGGGAGUGCAAGGUGUGCUGGCUCCAGUGCUGCUCGCAGCCCAACAUGGACCGACAUCUGGAGCAGCAUGACCGCAUGGUGCAGUGUUUGGCCUGCGAGCUGUGUUUCAAGAACGUGCGGUUAUUCUACAACCACUACAAGGAGUUACACGCGAAGUUUGUUUGCGAUGUUUGCGGUAAACGAUGCAAGUCGCGCGCCAUCAUUGAGAAACAUCUUAGGUACCACUUCGGCUACGAAUGCCCGUACUGCAAGAAGAAACUAAAGAACUCCACGUCAUACAAAAACCAUGUGGAAACGCAGCACACAUCUUCCGUCUCAGACAGCUCGUACUGCGUGCAGUGCGACAGGAGAUUCACUAGCGACCGCAUGUACAAGCGGCACUUGCAGAGCAGCGCCGCGCAUGCGGCAGAGCGGGAUAACACUAGGGCCAAGCGAAAAUACCCAUGUCCUGAGUGUAACAACGUGUAUUCAAGGCGCACGUAUAUGAACAAUCACUACCGACACGUGCACGCCAAGCAGAGCAAGUACUACUGCGAGGACUGCGACCGGCAUUUCCUGAACCGGACAAGGUACCUGGACCACAGACGGUUCCAGCACGAGGGCGUGAAGAGAGACAAAGACAAACUGUGCAAUAUAUGCGGCCGAGGUUUUGCGGCAAACAGGACGCUAGUGAACCACAUCCGUACCCACUCCGGCGAGCGUCCGUUCUCGUGCGAGUACUGCGGCGCCAAGUUCACGCAGAAACACGCAAUGCUGUCACACGUGAAAUAUAUACACCUAAAGAGCAAGCGUAAAGCUAGCUGGCACGAGUAGCCACGUGCACCUGGGUACCCGGAUCCGAGAGAGGCCUGCUAGUUGAUGCAAUAUGCUAUCACACGUAGGGUUAACAGAUACAAGGUUUGAAUUACCUGACAAAAUACCUGGUUUGCGAAUAUUUUUCCUGACGCUCAUAUCGGCGAUGGUGACCGGUUAGCGGGGGGGGGGGGGUCUAGCCGUACCGAUAUUAUAGAUUAAGUUGUUAUUUUUUUUACAUUGUUUACGUUUUGUUUUGGAUUUAUGUACAUAAUUAAAAUAAUACAAUAUAAAAAAGUCUAUUGAUUUAUUCAAUUCGUGCCAUUUUCGUAUUCCGGCCGCAUUCCUGACAAACGGCCUAAAUUCCUGACGUCUGGUAAUCACACCCCCAGGUACCCAAUUCUCGAACUACCCCCGUCUAACUAUUUUCA
Molecule: messenger RNA, 2172 nt
Organism: Cydia pomonella (codling moth)
Lineage: Eukaryota; Metazoa; Arthropoda; Insecta; Lepidoptera; Tortricidae
Product: zinc finger protein ZFP2-like
Exons: 9
Coding region: 107-1762 (551 amino acids)
Biological process (GO): regulation of transcription by RNA polymerase II
Cellular component (GO): nucleus
Molecular function (GO): RNA polymerase II transcription regulatory region sequence-specific DNA binding; zinc ion binding; DNA-binding transcription factor activity, RNA polymerase II-specific
Source: RefSeq, a predicted model, not a curated record